GAGAUUGUGGCAGCGGGCGACAUGGACAACGCGGGGAAGGAGCGAGAGGCGGUGCAGCUGAUGGCGGAGGCCGAGAAGCGAGUCAAGGCCUCCCACUCCUUCCUCCGAGGGCUCUUUGGAGGAAACACAAAAAUAGAAGAGGCUUGUGAAAUGUAUACCAGAGCUGCAAAUAUGUUCAAGAUGGCUAAAAAUUGGAGUGCUGCAGGAAAUGCAUUUUGUCAGGCAGCCAAGCUCCAUAUGCAGCUUCAGAGCAAGCAUGAUUCUGCCACCAGCUUUGUGGAUGCUGGCAAUGCUUACAAGAAGGCAGACCCUCAAGAGGCUAUCAACUGCUUAAAUGCAGCCAUCGACAUUUACACAGACAUGGGAAGGUUUACGAUCGCAGCCAAGCACCACAUCACCAUUGCGGAGAUCUAUGAGACUGAACUGGUAGACAUCGAGAAGGCUAUUGCACAUUAUGAACAAUCGGCUGAUUAUUACAAAGGGGAAGAAUCCAACAGUUCAGCUAACAAGUGUCUGCUGAAAGUGGCAGCGUAUGCCGCCCAGCUGGAGCAGUACCAGAAAGCCAUCGAGAUCUACGAGCAGGUUGGGGCAAACACCAUGGAUAAUCCUUUGUUGAAGUACAGUGCAAAGGACUACUUCUUUAAAGCAGCCCUCUGUCACUUCAUAGUAGAUGAACUGAAUGCCAAGCUUGCUCUUGAGAAAUAUGAGGAAAUGUUUCCAGCAUUUACUGAUUCAAGGGAAUGUAAGUUACUGAAAAAACUUCUAGAAGCUCAUGAAGAACAGAACAGUGAAGCUUACACUGAAGCAGUGAAGGAAUUUGACUCAAUAUCUCGCUUAGAUCAGUGGCUCACGACCAUGUUGCUUCGUAUCAAAAAGUCCAUCCAAGGGGAUGGAGAAGGAGACGGGGACCUAAAGUGAACAUUUAUGUCUUUGUGGCAUGCAGCUGACUCCUCUUUAGUUUCAUGUUAGGGCCACAUGAUCUUUAUGGGAUGCCCAUUUAAUGGCUUACUUCUGUUGCACAUGAGCCAAACCAUCUGUGUGUUUAAACUCCCUGUGUUUGUGUCUUCAUGAAGCGGACGGCUGGGAAGCUCCUGUGCAUAUCGUGGGUGUGAUGGGCUAUUUCAUGCUUGUCAGAGCCCCCAGAGUUUUCUGAGAACUACUUCAGAAUUUUUUUCCUGUUAUUUUGAUAUCUGCAGAGCCCAUGUUCAACUUUGUCAUGUAUUUUUAUGUCAUUUUCUUGGACUGGAGUACCCAGCCUAAUCAUUGUAAUAGAUGCUUUGCAUAUUUUCCAUAAAUUCCCACCUGGAUGUAUUCUUUAAGUGUACAUGUUUAGUUCGGGAUGGUUGUUAAGAAUGAGCUUUAUGACUUCACUUCCUAGAAGUGGUUUUUGUUGUUGUCGUCAUGAUUCUUUUGACGGUGCUAGUGACCCAUUUGUUUGCUUUUUAUAUUGUUGUGUUUGCUAAUAUGCAUGCGAAAAUUCAGAACAGCCGGGGUCUGCCAGCAUCCCUUAGUUAACGUUGUGAGAAAAGAGAGUUUCCUGGCAGGGCUUGCUGAUGUGUGUGGGCGAACGUCAGGAUGAGUCUGAUGGAUUCGUACUCCUUUACACACAAGAGAUCUGUACAAAACAGUUUUUCCCUUUCCUGGAGAUAGUUUCCACUUUUAGUUGAGAUAUUCACAUAAAAGUGAUUUGACUGGCAUGUCCCUUUUGCUUACUUUCACAUUCAUACACUUACCCACGUUGAGACUGUGCCUGGUGUGCCACCACCAUGUGAAUCCUCUUCAAGGCUGCAGAGAGAGUGGGUCAUUAAUUUUACCCUUUUAUGGAAUGUGAUGGGUUAGGUGGGGUAAAUACAGUACAGAGGUUUACUAUGUGUCCAGUUGGGGAAGAAGGGCAACCAGCUUCUGGGGAGAAUUGAUUUUCCUCUCAGCUAAUGGAAUUGUUUUGGCUUGUAUGUUUGAAUUUAGUAUGUCGUUUUGGUUUACAUAAUAUGUGCUCUAUUGAUUUAUGAACUUACAUGCAGAUACUGUACUUUAGACAUGGUCUUGUUUCUGGAAUCUUCCCUGUGUGUAUUUUUAUGCUUAACUGACUUAAGUUUGACAUGCAUUUUUUUGCCAGUCCUAGCUUGUGGGUCUUUCUAAAUUAUGUAGCUGUCAUUAAAGACAGAUAAUGAAAUUUCCCAUGUUAGGUCACAUGGAAACUGGCAUUUGAAGGGUGUUUUCAUUUUUGGAUGUCCCUCCACUGGGAUUGGUAGGCUUAUGUUGGACAGAAGUAGAGAGUGUGGCCACGAAAUGGGCUGAGUGUGGAGGAAGGCAAGGGGAUGGUGCUUGGGUCGGGCUGAGAUGAAGGAGAAAGUAGCAAGAAAGUAGCUGGAAAGGGCCAACUGAGGCCUGGUAGUGGAGGCUGUCCCUCAGGCGGGUGGAAAGGGCCAGCUGAGGCCUGGUAGUGGAGGCUGUCCCUCAGGCGGGUGGAAAGGGCCAGCUGAGGCCUGGUAGUGGAGGCUGUCCCUCAGGUGGCUGUGGAUUUCCUGGCUGCAGUUGUAAGGCCACCUUUGCCAACAUAGCCUGGUGGGGAGGAAGGUCAGAGAUGUCACAGUGUGGGCCGAAUGGACCAGAAGACGUGGACAUUCUUGCCUUGCACCCUGGGAUAUGAUGAAUGUUCCUUCCUUCAAAGUUCUGGGAUUCUUAGAAGAAAGCUGGCUAUCACUUACAGUACAAUUUGGAAUGCAGCCCAUUUGGUACUUCUUCACUUCCUGUCAGACUUUCUUACAAAGAAAUGAUUAGAGCAGAGAGUGGGUUCCUAUGCCUCAUCUGUUCCACAACCAGCCAAAUGCACUUUUGUGAAAGUGAGGCAUGGGGGGUGCUUUUGUUGCCUGUAUCCUCAGGCUAUAAGUCUGUCCCAUCUGGAGAGCAUUUAAAUCCUAGCCUGCCAGCCUGCUUGUUUCAUCACUAGUGUGCAAGGUUUGUUUUCACUUGUUAAAAGGACUGUCUGGUUUGACCACUGAAAGUAGGAACCAAAUGAUUGCUCUUAAGAGGAUUCCUUUAGCUUUCAUCAUGGUCCCCUGUCAGAUCCCUGUCUGAGAAAGAGGUGGGGUUUGUAAAAACAGUACUGGUACCAUUUUGUUUUGUCAGUUGGAGAGUUGCUGGUUUGUCUUGAAAUAAACACUGGGAUCAGUGGCUGGGUUAAGAAUUUUUUGUUUUUAAUAUUUCACAUGAAAAGAGUAAAAAUAAUUGUAAUGGUUAGAACAGAACUGCCAGAAGAUAAAAGGAAAAUGAGAAGAAAAAGUCCCAUUAACAUUAUCCAAACUUCCUUCUUUUGAAAUGUCCCCUUAACAUAGGGUAGUACCAUGACUCAGAGGCCCGAGUUAGGUUUUCAGGAGUUAACAGAAUGUUCUUUAUGAAUAAAAUAUAAUGACUAUUUAUGUUCUGGUUCUUGUAUUUUAGCAAAUCUGGGGUUCAUAGAGUCAGUUAAAAUUUCUUACAGGAAAGCUUUGCUUUUUGUGGCAACAUUUUUAUAGCUUGUGUGAGUUCCUUUUUUAUUUAAUGAUUUGAAAACAGUAUUUUUGCACAGUUGUGACCGUAUGUGAUGCCAUCCCUGUAACCAAAGUGUGUGCAUUUAUUGUUUUCUCUGAUACUGUGCAUUUAAAAUGUCCAAAUGCAAACCUCUGUGGCUUCCUUUGGGGGACCCGGCAGCACAGCAUGCCGCCUGCGACCCACCUGCCUGAAGUGGGAGCUGUGGCCCGGAGCGGGCCCCUGCCUGCCAAGUGCGGUGUCGGGCACUGUGGGGUCUCCUCCCUUGUGCUCUCCAGUGGAGGAUUAUGUUGUGAAAACUAACCAUGUGACGAUCACUCUACCUUAGCAGAAAGAGUAUGUUUUAUGUCACCCUGUACAGAAAAUAAAGUGGAAAUUAUGAGUAA
Molecule: messenger RNA, 3914 nt
Organism: Callorhinus ursinus (northern fur seal)
Lineage: Eukaryota; Metazoa; Chordata; Mammalia; Carnivora; Otariidae
Gene: NAPB
Product: NSF attachment protein beta
Biological process (GO): SNARE complex disassembly; regulation of synaptic vesicle priming; intracellular protein transport
Cellular component (GO): vacuolar membrane; terminal bouton; synaptobrevin 2-SNAP-25-syntaxin-1a complex
Molecular function (GO): syntaxin binding; soluble NSF attachment protein activity
Source: RefSeq, a predicted model, not a curated record